Messenger RNA from Dicrocoelium dendriticum, 297 nucleotides. The record is from the annotation of a GenBank genome assembly. NCBI's taxonomy places the organism in Eukaryota, Metazoa, Platyhelminthes, Trematoda, Plagiorchiida, Dicrocoeliidae.
AUGCUCCGUCUCAUCAUCCCGUGGGCCGCUUGUGAUCGCAAUAUUCGUGACAUGCUUGCUCUUCCAAAUUUUCAAUGUCUUCGCAUGUAUUCCACGCGGGUGACGGACGCUGGAUGGAUUGAGGCUUGCCAGCGGUUAAAUCCAACGAUUCGACGCCAAGUAUCCUUGCAGGAACUGAAUGCCUCAGGCUUCCACUCCUCUUUGACGACCUCAGACAAGAACACAAUUGUGACCAUACGACUGUACUUGAGAACAGCCCAUAUGAUGGAGCGCAUCGAGCCGAAUUUCCGCCUUUGA